AUGUCAGAGGGAGAAUAUGGUGAUGCCAUCAUUCAAGGAGGGGUGUCUUUAAACUUCAAUUUUCAAACUGAUGAUGGUGAAGUUUCAUGGUCUCCAACUAAUUGGGUUCUGCAUGAUAUUAAAGGAGCUGCUGAGGAAUCCAUUCAGAUCAUCCUUUUUUCAAUUGUGAUGGCUUCAUCAUCCUCAACAAGCAGUGCUUCAUCUUCAACGACAUCGAAAUAUGAUGUGUUUGUGAGCUUCAGAGGUGAAGACACACGCUACAACUUCACUGAUCAUCUUUUUGCUGCUCUUCAAAGAAAAGGCAUUGUUGCCUUCAGAGAUGAUACAAAGCUCAAUAAAGGCAAAUCCAUAGCACCUGAGCUCUUCCAAGCAAUUGAAUGGUCUCAAAUUUUCAUUAUUGUCUUCUCAAAGAACUAUGCUUCAUCAACAUGGUGCUUGCGAGAAUCAGCAAAAAUCCUCGAUUGUUUUCAAGUAUCAGGAAAAUGUAUUCUGCCUAUUUUCUAUGACGUUGAUCCAUCUGAGGUGAGAAAACAAAGUGGGGGUUACGAGAAAGCCUUUGCUGAUCAUGAAGAAAGAUUCAAAGAAGAUUCAGAGAUGAUGGAGGAAGUGAAACGAUGGAGAAGUGCUCUGAAAGAAAUAGCCAAUCUCUCUGGGUGGGAUGUACGGUAUGAGCCACAAAGUGCAAAGAUCGAAAAUAUUGUCAAAAAAAUAAUAAGUAUAUUGGAUGAGAAAAUUUCAAGUAUGCCAGAUGAUUUAGUUGGGGUAGAAUCUCCUAUUGAAGAAUUGGAAAAGCUUUUACUUUUGAGGUCGGUUGAUGAUGUUCGGGUUGUAGGAAUUUUUGGAAUGGGAGGAAUAGGAAAGACAACUCUUGCUACGGUUUUAUGGGAUAAAAUCUCUCAUCAAUUUGAUGCUCGUUGUUUUAUUGCUGAUGUUUGCAAGUCUGAUCCAAUUGAUGCACAAAAGCAACUUCUACGGGAAGCUCUGAAUGAAGAAAAUCUUCAUAUAUUCAAUCCUUCUAUGGCAGCUAAUUUGAUACGACAUAGGUUAUGUCAUGUGAGAGUGCUUUUAGUUCUUGAUAAUGUUGAUCGAGUUGAACAUUUGGAGAAAUUAGGUGUGAAUCGUAAAUGGUUAGGUACAGGGAGUAAAAUCAUCAUAACUUCUAGAGACUUGCAUAUUUUGAGAGAGUAUGGAGUGGAUGACGUUUAUACCGUUAAACUUUUGAAUGCAGACAAUGCUCUUCAAUUAUUUAGUAGAAAAGCUUUCAAAUGUGAUAACAUUGGGAGAGAUUAUGAAGUCUUAUCAUAUGAUGUACUAGAAUAUGCAAAGGGCCUUCCGCUGGCAAUUAAAGUAUUGGGCUCAUUUUUGUAUGGUAGAGAAGUCCAUGAGUGGAGAAGUGCAUUGGCUAGAUUGAAAGAAAAUCCAAGUAGAGAUAUCAUGGAUGUGCUCCGACUUAGUUACGAUGGGCUGGAAGAAAUGGAAAAAGAAAUAUUCCUAGAUAUUUCCUGUUUCUUCAAUGGGUAUAGGCACUUUGAAGUUGAGAAUGUUCUACAUUGCCGUGGAUUUCAUCCAAGCAUUGGAGUUAAAGUUCUCGUUGAUAAAUCACUCCUAACCAUUCUGCCUUCUUACUCUAAUUUCCCUUAUAUUAAAAUGCACGAUUUGUUAGAAGAGCUGGGUAAAAAAAUAAUUCGAGAAAAUUCACCCGGAGAGCCUAGAAAGUGGAGCAGGCUAUGGUUCUACAAAGAUUUACGCAAUGUUAUGUUCGAGGAGGAAAUGGAAAAUAACGUUAAAGCCGUAGUCUUGAAUAGUCCAGAAGAAACUCGAAGAUUGAAGGCUCAAAGAUUGUCAAAAUUGAGUCACCUUAGAUUGCUCAUACUACGUGGUGUAAAAUUUUCGGGCAGCCUCAAAUGUCUUUCUAAUAAAUUGCGAUAUAUUGAGUGGGAUGAAUAUCCUUUCCAGUAUUUGCCAUCAAGUUUUCAACCGGAGGAUCCUGUUCAUUUGAUCUUAAAGCGCAGUAGCAUCAAACAAUUAUGGGCAGGAAAGAAGUAUAUGCCCAAUUUGAUAAGUCUGGAUCUUAGGCAUUCCAAAAAUCUAAUAAAGAUGCCAAAUUUUGGAGAGGUCCCAAAUCUUGAGAAGCUGAAUCUUGAAGGAUGUAUAAAACUUGUGGAGAUCGAUCCAUCCAUUGGUCUUCUAAGAAAGCUUGCUCACUUGAAUUUGACAGACUGCAAAAAUCUAGUAAGUAUACCCAACAACAUUGUGGGUCUCACUUCUCUUGAACGUCUAUAUCUCUCCGGCUGUUCAAAAAUGGUUAAUAAACAGCUAAGGGAGCAUUUGAAGAAGUUUGAUAUAAGUAGUGAAACUGCCAUGCACUCCCAAUCAACAUCCUUCAAAAGGUUUUUGUUCCCUUUCCGUUCAUUGUAUUCUACGACACUUAAAGCUUCAGCUACUUGUUUGUUGCCUUCCUUGCCUAGCUUCUCUUGUAUGACAAUUCUUGAUCUAAGUUUCUGCGAUCUGCAACAACUACCUGAUGGUAUUGGAAGUUUACAUAGCUUAGAAUCGCUUAGAUUAGAGGGAAACAAGUUUGUUACACUGACUUGUAGCCUGAAGGAGCUUUCAAGACUUGUUGAGUUAACAUUGUCACACUGCAAGCAGUUGAAAUCUUUGCCUGAGCUCCCUUCACGUACGGACAUGAAUGAGCAGUUGAGAGUCCGAUUGUUACAGGCUUUCAACUGCCCAAAUUUGGAAGAGAGGGAACGCUGCAGUACCAUGAUUUUUCCAUGGAUGGCACAAGUCAUUGAGGCGAGGCAGAAACCAUCUGUGGGCAUGUGUUGGAUUGAUAUUGUUAUUCCGGGAAGUGAAAUACCAAAGUGGUUCAGCAAUCAGAGUGUGGGUAGUUCGAUAAACAUAGACCCAUCUCCCAUUAUGCAUCACAAUAAUUGGAUUGGCUUUGCUUGCUGUGCAGUGUUUGUGUCACGUUAUGAUCCAAUUACUUUGACAAAUGAACGGAAGCCUCGUUUAGAAAUCUGUAUUACAUAUAAAGCGGAUCAGAUCAUACCUGGCCGCUCUUACUGCAGUUUCAAUGGAGAUCUGGUAACGGUCGAAUCAGAUCAUAUCUGGCUAUUCUAUUUCCCUUGGGACCAUGCAAUUGAUUUUAUGGGUCGGGUAUCUCGCAAAAACGGCGAGCAGCGUGAUCUUGAAGAUAUCAAGAUGGAGGUUCGGGUUAGUGGCGGCAGUGGUUUGAAGUUGGAGUUUAAAAAUUGUGGGUACCAUUGGAUAUCUGAGAAGGACCUGGAACAAUUUAAGAAUAUGCACAGUGCUGAUUCCUCAAUUGGAAAAGUCGGGUUUUAAGGAAUUGAUGAUUAGCCACAGCGAUAAUCAUUGUGCUAUUAACGAAGAGCAAUGACAACUGCAUUUGGGCUGCAUUUAGAGUAAGGUGAGAAGAAAUGUUCAUAACUUUUAUUUUAUUUUUUAUUUUUUUGGUAAAAAAU
This is a messenger RNA of Gastrolobium bilobum, 3485 nucleotides long. Its product is annotated as disease resistance protein RPV1-like. The coding region runs from base 1 to 3345 and encodes 1114 amino acids. NCBI's taxonomy places the organism in Eukaryota, Viridiplantae, Streptophyta, Magnoliopsida, Fabales, Fabaceae. Gene Ontology annotation, biological process: signal transduction; defense response. Gene Ontology annotation, molecular function: ADP binding. The transcript has 6 exons. The record is from RefSeq and is a predicted model, not a curated record.